Corythoichthys intestinalis (scribbled pipefish) is the source of this 1695-nucleotide messenger RNA. RefSeq names its product required for meiotic nuclear division 1 homolog (gene rmnd1). Gene Ontology annotation, biological process: positive regulation of mitochondrial translation. The transcript has 12 exons. Bases 287 to 1417 code for a protein of 376 amino acids. Lineage: Eukaryota; Metazoa; Chordata; Actinopteri; Syngnathiformes; Syngnathidae. The record is from RefSeq and is a predicted model, not a curated record.
GAAGGUAACCGUUUGCCAAACUUUAUUGGCAAAAGAAGGACAUUCUCUUUUUCAGGUGCGCAAAUUUUAAGCAUUCCAAAGUGUUUGAAUGCUUUAUUUUUGGGUUACCUUCAGCAUGGUUUAAUCAACCGCUCGUCUUCGGACUUCAGGUAGCGAGCCGAGUAGCUUCUACUCGUUUUUUAUUUUAUUUUUUUCCCCAUGUCAUGCCGAUCCGUGCCAUGCUGAACAGCUGCGAUUUAUAAUUUCAAAUUCCAAACAGCUAAAGCAAGUGGCCCGGCAGAUAACCAUGCUUCUGCGGACUUGGAGGGCCGGAGUGGGUGCCUGGCCCAGCCUUUUCCGGCGCCGUCCGGAGCCUCCCGGACACUCUCUGCCGUUGGCUUUUAACGGAUUUCCCCGUCUUAGCCGCUUCAUCUUACGGGAUCUCCGACAGAGGCGUUGCUACGCGUCAAGUCUGGUCACGUCGGUUUUAAAGCCUGCAUUGAAACCGCCGGCACCACCCGGGAAGAGGGUUCCCAAGGGACCCAGGACCAAACAACCUUCCAGAAGCAAUCAGCCGUACCUGAGUCAGGACGCGGACAUGAUGCAAUGUAUAGCCUUCGCCACAGCGGAUGAGUACAAUCUACCCUCGCUUGCUGUCGACCUGAUGCGACACGGCUUUCGGGAAGUCGACUUCCCUCGAGACGCCUCCAACGUGUUGGUGACAAGUUCCGACAUGAGCGCCAAAGCGGACGACGCUUCUCUCAUCUUCUUCUUCAGGGAAGGCUCGGUGGUUUUCUGGAACGCGGAAGACAAAACGCUGAAGACGGUGUUGCGGAUAUUGGAGCGUCAUGAGAGUCAGCCAUACGAAGUAGCCUUGGUCCAUUGGGAAAACGAGGAGAUCAACUACAUGUACGGCGAGGGAAACACCAAACUAGAGCACGGAAACUUUAUUUUGAGCAAGAACCUGGAGGGGCAAGAGCUGGUUCUGGAGAAGUUCGCCUUCUCCAACGCUUUGUGUUUGUCAGUCAAGUUGGCCAUAUGGGAAGUGUCGCUGGAUAACUUUGUGGAGUCCAUUCAGUCCAUCCCCGAGGCACUCAAGGCGGGUGCCAGAGUGAAGUUGUCGUCGGCGGACGUCAUGCAGAAGAUUGGCCAGCUCUUCACCUUGAGACAUUGCAUCAACCUGAGCUCCGACCUCCUGCUCACGCCCGACUUUUACUGGGACCGCGAGAACCUGGAGAAGAUUUACGACAAGACCUGCCAAUUCCUCAGCAUUAACCGUAGGGUCAAGGUGGUUAACGAGAAGCUGGAGCACUGCACGCAGCUGACCGACCUAAUGAGGAGUCACCUGAGCGAUAAGCACAGCUUAAGGCUGGAGUGGAUGAUCGUCAUCCUCAUCACCAUCGAAGUGUUGUUUGAAGUGGUGCGAAUGAUCUGGUGAGCCAGAGCGGCCGGUUAAGUGGACUCUACAACAUCUCCAAGUUUGACCACAUUGGUAAACAAUCACAAAAAGAGGCAUAAACACUGACUUUCCUGGAUAAAGCUGGUGUGCCAAAGUAGAGAAAAAAUACAACGGAUUCAAUCUUCUGCUAUCGGGGCCCGCAACUCGUGAAAACGUCACAUUUCUCGGGCUCGACAUCAGCUGUACCUUUUUCCAUUUGUUUGUUGUGUCAAAACUUGCUCAAUAAAAGGUUCUAGAGAAAGAAAUUGCACUGGGAU